GAGCGUGACCGGAGGAGGUGGGAACCAAGGACCGGCGCGUUCUCCUUGCCUUUUGGGGUCGUGGCCUUGCUCCCGCUCUGCGAGGCACGCGUCCGGGCACGUCCACGCGCGUCUGUGCGCGUGGGGCCUCAAGUGCUCCUGGGUCCACGCUAGGACUCUGCGGGGAGAGAAGAAACCAUGGGCGGGACCUCCAGCACCCGCCGGGUCACCUUCGAGGCGGACGAGAACGAGAACAUAACCGUGGUGAAGGGCAUCCGGCUUUCGGAAAAUGUGAUUGAUCGGAUGAAGGAAACGUCUCCGUCAGGCUCGAAGUCUCCGCGGUAUUCUGGUGCUUAUGGUGCAGCAGUGUCCAAUGAAGAAUUGAAAAGAAGAGUAGCUGAAGAGCUGGCACUGGAGCAAGCCAAGAAGGAAUCUGAAAAUCAGAAACGACUAAAGCACGGCAAAGAACUAGACCGCGAGAGGGCCCUUGCCAAUGAGCAGUUAACCAGAGCUAUUCUUCGAGAGAGGGUAUCAAGUGAGGAGGAGCGCGCUAAGGCAAAGCACCUGGCUAAGCUGCUGGAGGAGAAAGAUCGCGUGAUAAAGAGACAGGAUGCAUUCUACAAAGAGCAGCUGGCUAGGCUGGAGGAGAGGAGCUCAGAGUUCUACAAAGUCACCACUGAACAAUAUCAGAAAGCUGCUGAAGAGGUGGAAGCAAAGUUCAAGCGGUAUGAGGUUCAUCCGGUUUGUGCGGAUCUGCAGGCCAAAAUCCUCCAGUGUUACCGCCAGAAUGCCCAGCAGACCCUCAGCUGCUCUGCCCUGGCCAACCAGUACAUGCGCUGUGUCAACCAGGCCAAACAGAGCAUGAUUGAGAAGGGAGGAUAAAACCAACUCCUAGAACAACCAAAACUCCUUCGACGUUAAUUCCAGAGAUGGAACAGUUUUUUUUCCUAGUGAGAGAGUAACCUAUUUAAAGAGAAGACCGCUAAAGAGAAGUGCAGACUCGACAGAAGCACAUCACAGUUUGAUCAACAACGAUUUGAAACGCCAAGGCUUAGACCUGGAAUCAGCCAUGAAGGACCCACUGAGGUGUUAAUAAACCCCAAACAUGAUGACAAAAAGAGAAAGGCAGCCCUCUCCGCCUUUCAUACUUUCUAUUCAGUUUUCUCUUCUAACCGAGCUCCAUCGUUCGGUGGCCUCCCCUCCAGCAAGGCUUGGGGUUGGGAUCGAGGAUGCAGGCAUUGGAGCGGGGAGCGGAGAGGGCAGCAUGCCCGUGUCUCAGGCUGGCAGUGCUGGGUGGAAUUGUCCAGACUGCAGCACAUUGGGUUUCUCUCUAUUUCUUUUCUCCCUUGACUCUGUAAGAGCUAUUUCAUUAUAACUUAUGGCGAUCAUGUAAGAAGACAAAAGGGAGACGAAAUGUACCUCUUUUACUGGAAUAAUGUUUAUGUUUAUCAGUGAAAUAAGGCAUUUUCUUUUUACCAACAUAAAGGCAACCUUGGCUUGUACAACCACUUCUCUAUCAUGAAUACUGACAUCUUGACUUCACUCACUAUCAAUAAUAAAUAUAUUUUCUGAUGAAGG
Pteronotus mesoamericanus is the source of this 1557-nucleotide messenger RNA. It is a transcript of the gene CHCHD3, whose product is annotated as coiled-coil-helix-coiled-coil-helix domain containing 3. The record is from RefSeq and is a predicted model, not a curated record. The coding region runs from base 178 to 861 and encodes 227 amino acids. Lineage: Eukaryota; Metazoa; Chordata; Mammalia; Chiroptera; Mormoopidae. The transcript has 8 exons. Gene Ontology annotation, biological process: inner mitochondrial membrane organization. Gene Ontology annotation, cellular component: MICOS complex; mitochondrion.